AGACCAGCAACAGAUUCCAGACCAGCAGGAGGCUCUGUGCUUCAGAGGCCUGCAAUCCACUCACUGCAGCAACAGAUUCCAGACCAGGAAGAGGCUCUGUGCUUCAGAGGCCUGCAAUCCACUCACUGCAGCAACAGAUUCCAGACCAGGAAGAGGCUCUGUGCUUCACAGGCCUGCAAUCCAAUCACUGCAGCAACAGAUUCCAGACCAGGAAGAGGCUCUGUGCUUCAGAGGCCUGCAAUCCACUCACUGCAGCAACAGAUUCCAGACCAGCAGGAGGCUCUGUGCUUCAGAGGCCUGCAAUCCACUCACUGCAGCAACAGAUUCCAGACCAGGAAGAGGCUCUGUGCUUCAGAGGCCUGCAAUCCACUCACUGCAGCAACAGAUUCCAGACCAGCAGGAGGUUCUGUGCUUCAGAGGUCAACAAUCAACUUCAGGCAGCAGAAAAAGCUUUGGUCUCCCUGAGGCCUGCUUUCCUGCAUUUCUUCCAGCAGCAACACUAAGAGGCUGGACCUGAGGCCUGCUCUUCUCCUGGACUGGCUUGGUUGGAUCAAUAGGGUUGCUGGACAUUGCUGGGGACACCUUGGAUUCUAGAGGCUUGCAAUCCACUUCUUGAAGUAACAGCAGACUGAGAAUCAAGGAAGACUAUCCAAGAGGUUGGUGGAUAUGUGCUGAUUGCACUCAACAAGAUAGCAAAAAUCCCUCUGGAAAACCUGCAGAUAAUCAGAGGUCACACUCUGUAUGAUAACAAAUAUGCUCUGGCAGUUUUGUCCAACUAUGACAAAAACUCUACUGUGGGGGUGAAAGAACUGCCCUUGAGAAGGCUAACAGAGAUUCUCAAAGGAGGAGUGAAAUUCACCAACAACAUGUUGCUUUGUAACCUGGAUACCAUCCAGUGGAAUGAUAUUGUAGACUCCAAAGCAAACCCUGAAAUGUUUCUUCCCUCAGUGAAUAACAAACCACAUUGUCAAACAUGUGAUCCAGGGUGCUUCAAUGGGUCAUGCUGGGCACCAGGUCCUGACGACUGCCAAACUUUGACCAGGUUAAUCUGUGCUGAUCAGUGCUCGGGGAGGUGUAAGGGCCCAAAGCCCAGUGACUGCUGCAAUGACCACUGUGCUGCAGGCUGUACAGGACCCAGACCAACUCACUGCCUGGCCUGCCGUGCAUUCCAGGAUGAUGGGACCUGCAAGGAUGCCUGCCCUCAGCUGAUGCUGUAUGACCCCAACACACACCAGCUGGAGGUUAAUCCAAAGGGGAAGUAUAACUUCGGAGCCACUUGUGUGAAGAACUGCCCACGUAACUACGUUGUAACAGACCAUGGCUCAUGUGUGAGGACUUGUAGCUCUAAUACCUAUGAAGUGGAUGAAAACGGGUUGCGAAAAUGCAAAAAGUGUGAAGGGCCCUGUCCAAAAGCCUGCAGCGGAUUAGGGAUGGGAAACCUCAAGGAUGUCUUGUCUAUUAAUGCAACCAACAUUGAUUCCUUCAGAGACUGCACUACAAUCAAUGGUGAUGUUUCCAUCCUACCCGUAGCUUUUACUGGUGACAAAUUCACAAAUACUGCUGCUCUGGACCCAGCUAAACUUAAUGUGUUUAAGACUGUUAAAGAAAUUACAGGGUUUUUGCUGGUUCAGAAUUGGCCAUUGAAUCUUCCUGAUCUCAGUCCUUUUGAAAAUGUGGAAAUUAUUCGUGGGAGAACAAAACAUAGCACAGUUUCCCUUGCUGUGGUGAAUAUUCAGAUCAGCUAUCUGGGACUGCGUUCUUUGAAGGAGAUUAGUGAUGGCGACGUGGUGAUAAAAAACAACCCCAAUCUUUGCUACACAGACACAUUCCAGUGGAAUAAGCUUUUCAUUUCAGGCAAACAGUUGUAUAGUGGAGUUUCUUUAAAUGGCGAACAAGAUAAAUGUGCUGCUCAUGUUUGCGAUGAGUUGUGUACUGAUGAAGGAUGCUGGGGCCCUGGUCCCUCCAUGUGUUUUUCAUGUCAGUUUUAUAGACGGUCAAAAGAAUGUGUGGAAAAGUGCAAUGUCCUACAGGGGGACCCUAGGGAAUUUGUGGAAGAAACCAGAUGUCUUCAGUGUGAUUCAGAGUGCCACCCACAGAAUGGGACCGAUACCUGCAAUGGACCUGGCCCAGACAAGUGUACUGAGUGUGCCCAUUUUAAAGACGGUCCUCACUGCGUACCAAAAUGCCCUGCUGGCGUCCCAGGAGAAAACAACACAAUUAUUUGGAAAUACUCAGAUGCAAGCAAGGUGUGCCAGCUAUGUCAUCCAAAUUGUACCCAAGGAUGUAAGGGACCUGGGUUGUCUGGCUGUGACCAUCAGGGAUCAAGAAUAUCAUCUAUUGCUGCUGGAGUGGUUGGUGGCCUCCUCUGUUUUGUAAUCCUAGCUCUGAUGGUGUUCGUCUUAAUGCGCAGACGUCACAUCAAGAGAAAGAGGACACUACGCAGGUUACUGCAAGAGAGACAGCUGGUAGAGCCAUUGACUCCAAGCGGAGAAGCACCAAACCAGGCCCUGCUGCGGAUCCUCAAAGAGACAGAGUUUAAAAAGAUGAAGGUUCUUGGCUCUGGAGCUUUUGGCACAGUGUACAAGGGUCUAUGGAUUCCUGAAGGGGAAGAUGUGAAGAUUCCUGUUGCCAUCAAGGUUUUGAGAGAAGCAACCUCUCCAAAAGCCAAUAAAGAGAUCCUGGAUGAGGCCUAUGUUAUGGCCAGUGUUGACAAUCCCCAUGUUUGCCGUCUUCUGGGAAUUUGCCUGACCUCCACGGUGCAGCUGAUUACCCAGCUCAUGCCCUACGGCUGCCUGCUCGACUACGUCAAAGAGAACAAGGACAACAUCGGCUCCCAGUACCUCCUCAACUGGUGUGUGCAGAUUGCCAAGGGGAUGAGUUACCUGGAGGAUCGGCAUUUGGUGCACCGUGACCUGGCUGCUAGAAAUGUUCUGGUGAAGACCCCGCAGCACAUAAAGAUCACUGACUUUGGGCUUGCCAAGCUACUGAAUGCAGAUGAGAAAGAAUACCAUGCAGAUGGAGGCAAAGUCCCAAUUAAAUGGAUGGCCUUGGAAUCUAUUUUACAAAGGAUCUACACACAUCAGAGUGACGUCUGGAGUUAUGGUGUGACUGUUUGGGAGUUAAUGACUUUUGGAUCAAAGCCUUAUGAUGGUAUCCCAGCUAACGAGAUUGCAGGGGUGCUUGAGAAAGGGGAGCGUCUGCCCCAACCUCCAAUCUGCACCAUUGAUGUAUACAUGAUUAUGGUCAAAUGCUGGAUGAUUGACGCAGACAGCAGACCUAGAUUUCGGGAGCUGAUUGCAGAAUUCUCUAAAAUGGCUCGGGAUCCUUCUCGCUACCUUGUCAUUCAGGGUGAUGAAAGAAUGCACUUGCCAAGCCCCUCUGACUCCAGAUUCUACCGCACCCUGAUGAGCGGAGAGGACAUGGAGGAUAUUGUAGAUGCCGAUGAGUAUCUUGUUCCCUACAAUGGGUUUUUCAACAGCCCAACCACUUCCAGAACACAGCUGUUCAACUCAAUGAGUAUUAAUAGCAGCAUGGGAGCACCUGCCUGUGCUAACAGUAAUGGGGGAUACCCAAUAAGAGAAGACAGCUUCACCCAUCGAUACAGCACAGACCCCACAGGUCCACUCUCAGACGAAUGUCUGGAAAGGGAUUUUGAACCUAUGCCAGAAUAUGUGAACCAGAACGGACACGCGUUGUCUGAAAUGAUGAACCCCAUUUAUCAGGAUGUCCUCCUUCCUCGCAGCCCCACUCAGGGAGCUCAAGACUCUCACUAUCUGAAUUCUGUCAACAACACAGUGGGCAACCCAGAGUACCUGAAUACCAACCCCCGGCCAGUCUUUGACAAUCCACGCUACUGUGACCAAAAAUGCUACCAACAAACCAGUCUGGACAAUCCUGAUUAUCAGCAGGACUUUUGUCCCUUAAAAUCAAAAACAAAUGGUCAAUGUCCUGCAGCUGAGAAUGUUGAAUAUAUGGACUUAACAGCACAGCCAAAAGCCCACUAGGACAACGCUGGGUGACUGCUCUUUUAGCCUCCCUAAGAAUGGUGUUCCAAAGUUUCAGAGUGUCUGUGCAGCCAAUUUGGUAAAAUAAUUAAAAACAACACUAAUGUUUUUUUUUUCUCAUAGAAAGGGGUGCAUUAUAAGUAAUUCUCAAAUGUAGUUAUUUUCCAGUCAUUGUGAAAGAGUUAUUACUUGUCUCCUUGAACACUAUGGCAUUGUGCUAUAGUUCAAGUCUGUGUUUUUGUGUUUUUUUUUUAUUUAUCCUGCUUUAUCUGAGGUUUACUGUUCCCCUGAGAAAUUCACACACAUACAGAUAAGAAAACGUUGAGGUAUAUUCAAAUAUGUAAAUAAGCUGUCAGCCUUGGAUUGUUGUCUUUGUGGGUUGCUACUUCAGCAUUAAUUAAUUUUAGACUCCCUCUACAAGCAAAGACUUCCAAGCUUCACCACCUCAGCAUCAGCACUCCCUUCAUGACAAUAGAUGAAACUAUUUUUUUUUCCUGAUAGAGAAAUGCUUCUUGUCGGUGCAAAAAGACACUGAAAAUGCUAUUGUAUUUAAAGAAGUAUUUAUUGGAGCCAAAAUUAUGCCCAGGUUUUCAUGAGUACCUGAGGGCCCCUGACUGUCUACAACAGGGGUGCCCAAUCCUGGUCCUGGAGGGCCGAUGUCCCUCCUGGCUUUUGUUGCAACUGUGCCCUAAAUUACUCAAUUGGACCAAUCAAGCCCUUAUUAGAAGCUUAAUUGGUCCAAUUAAUCAAUUUAGUGUACAGUUUGAACAAAAACCAGGAGGGCAUUGGCCCUCCGGGACCAGGAUUGGGCACCCCUGGUCAACAUUGAACGGGUACAACAAAGAUUCAGUAUGGAACUCAAAAAAAAUAAGGGGGACUAAAUUGCUCUUGAUCCUAAUUGUAGCUGAUAUUGAAUGACAUGGCAGGAUACAUUUUCCAAGAUAUACUAAAGAAAGGACAUGUCAUUGCCUGAUUUAUUGGUACUACACCUGCAGCUUCAGUAUUUGUUGACUGGUGUUUUAAAUACAUAUAGGGUAAUUGUAUGUGUUUUUAUUUGUAUUUGAGACCAAGCAUGUCAGUUUAUUAACUCCCCAGAUAGAGCACAAGCACAGUUUUCUUGCAAUGAGAUGUGGACAUGAGAGCAAAAUUCUGAUUUAGUGAAAUAUUUUAAUUGUGCUACCAAUUGUGCCAAUGAAGUGCAUUUUAGGACUUGAGAUGUGAACCUCUGUGACUAGGGUGGGAAUCUAUAUGAACUUAUUCCACAUGAAAACUGGACUGUAGUUAAAUCAGAACCACCUUCAUUCCAUUUGUUCAGGAUGGACACAAAUACAAGAUGGUAGUGUAAACUUCCCAAUAUCUGGCUGUGAAAAACUGUGUAUCAAGAUCUUGUAUGCAUUGUUUAUUCAUAUAUCAAUUAGGAAAAAUAUAUAUUUAUUUUAGUAGUAGUAUCAUCACAAAUGCCCGUUAACAAGAAAACAUACUUUAAUACAUUCCAAAAUGAGCAGGUAUCUUUUUGCCUAUUACCCUCAAAGCCUAGUAAAUUAGGGUGACAGGGAACAGCAGAGAAUGAUGCUUGAGGGGUUGUGACUUAUCCCUUUGGAGACAAAAUAGCAUAAUGUAACUAUUCCAGUGGCUUUUCAACAGCAAGAGAGUUCAUUCCCUAAUGCAUUUAUAUGUCAUUUUUCUUCAGUAGCAUUCCUUUUGUAUUACAGUACAAAAUAAAUUGUAGCCUAUAA
Acipenser ruthenus (sterlet) is the source of this 5740-nucleotide messenger RNA. RefSeq names its product epidermal growth factor receptor-like. The transcript is spliced from 27 exons. The coding region runs from base 867 to 4004 and encodes 1045 amino acids. The record is from RefSeq and is a predicted model, not a curated record. Gene Ontology annotation, biological process: positive regulation of epithelial cell proliferation; positive regulation of kinase activity; negative regulation of apoptotic process. Gene Ontology annotation, molecular function: epidermal growth factor receptor activity; ATP binding; epidermal growth factor binding. Gene Ontology annotation, cellular component: signaling receptor complex; basal plasma membrane. NCBI's taxonomy places the organism in Eukaryota, Metazoa, Chordata, Actinopteri, Acipenseriformes, Acipenseridae.